UUCUUCUUCUUCUUCCUCUCGGCUGCUUUCUUUGAUCAUCCAUAAAGUGAAAGCUAACGCAUAGAGAGCCAUAUCGUCCCAAAAAAAAGCAAAAGUCCAAAACCAACAAAAAAAAACUAUCUCCUAAAACAUUCUCUCUUUGCUCUUUUAGUCUUUAGUUUCUCUCUCUCUCAUCUCUCUCUGCCUUUCUCUUUGUCGAAGCUCAUGGAUGCUACGAAGUGGACGCAGGGGUUUCAAGAAAUGAUAAACGUAAAACCAAUGGACCAGAUGAUUUCUAACGUCACCAACAACAACACAUCGCAGCAACAACCAACAUUCAUCGCCACCAACAUUAGGCCAAAUGCCACCGCAUCCAACGGUGGUUCCGGCGGAAAUAACAACAGCACCGCCACGACGAUGGAAACUAGAAAGGCGAGGCCACAAGAGAAAGUAAACUGUCCAAGAUGCAACUCAACUAACACAAAGUUCUGUUAUUACAACAACUACAGUCUCACGCAACCAAGAUACUUCUGUAAAGGUUGUCGAAGGUACUGGACAGAAGGUGGUUCUCUUCGUAACGUCCCAGUUGGAGGUAGCUCAAGAAAAAACAAGAGAUCCUCAACACCAUUAGCUUCAGCUUCUAAUCCCAAGCUUCCAGAUCUAAAUCCACCGAUUCUUUUCUCAAGUCAAAUCCCUAAUAAGUCAAAAGAUCUCAACUUGCUGUCUUUCCCGGUCAUGCAAGAUCAUCAUCAUGGUAUGUCUCAUUUUCUUCAUAUGCCCAAGAUAGAGAACAACAAUACUUCAUCCUCAAUCUAUGCUUCAUCAUCUCCUGUCUCAGCUCUCGAGCUUCUAAGAUCUAACGGAGUCUCUUCAAGAGGCAUGAACACGUUCUUGCCUGGCCAAAUGAUGGAUUCGAACUCAGUCCUUUACUCAUCAUUAGGGUUUCCAACAAUGCCUGAUUUCAAACAGAGUAAUAAUAACCUCUCAUUCUCCAUUGAUCAUCAUCAAGGGAUUGGACAUAACAACAUCAACAGUAACCAAAGAGCUCAAGAUAAUAAUGAUGACAUGAACGGAGCAAGUAGGGUUUUGUUCCCUUUUCCAGACAUGAAAGAGCUUUCAACCACAACCCAAGAGAAGAGUAAUGGUAAUAAUACAUACUGGAGUGGGAUGUUCAGUAAUACAGGAGGAUCUUCGUGGUGAAAAAAAAAGGUGAAAAAGAGAUCAUGAACUUAUAUAGCUUUCUUUCUCUUUUUCACUUUUUUACCUCCUUAUUUUAUUAUAUAUAUUUUUUUACUUUGAUGAUCUUUUGUUUUUUCUCACAUGGGGUACUUUAAUUAAAGUUGUCAGAACUAAGUUUACAGAUUGUCUUUUUAUUCCUUCUUUCUGGGGUUUUUCUCUUUGUUUUGUUUUUUUAAUCAGUCUUUUAAAAAAAAAAAACAUAAUUGAGCUUGCUGGUAAUUUAUAUUUGUAGUAAUCAUAUAGGGUCUACGUUCAUGAGGAGUGCUAAGGGAUAUAUGAUCAGUAGGGUAGAAGAAUAAGUGAAUACAAGGGCUUCGUGUGUAAUCAGUGAAAUCUGUAUUCAUCAUUUCUUCUAUUUAAUUUCGACAAGUAUUUGUGUAAUUUAUUCCUCUUUUUAUCUAAUCAUAAUCCGAUCUAUAUUUUGAAUUUUGUAAACGUAAAAUUUUAUACAUUUCAUCCGUCG
This is a messenger RNA of Capsella rubella, 1681 nucleotides long. RefSeq names its product dof zinc finger protein DOF3.7. Gene Ontology annotation, molecular function: DNA-binding transcription factor activity; DNA binding. The record is from RefSeq and is a predicted model, not a curated record. Bases 205 to 1179 code for a protein of 324 amino acids. The transcript is spliced from 2 exons. Gene Ontology annotation, biological process: regulation of DNA-templated transcription. NCBI's taxonomy places the organism in Eukaryota, Viridiplantae, Streptophyta, Magnoliopsida, Brassicales, Brassicaceae.